UCCGUAGCCGGCUAUUCCCUGUGAUUGCCAGCACAAUCUAUUCUAACCCUUUUCCCUUUUCCCUCACUUUAUAAUCCUCUUCAUUUCAGGACUCAGUCAUAUGUUCUCUUCUUCUAUCUGCUCUUCUUUCCAUGGGGAAGCAUAAUCAAAGACAGAAAACCAAUGCAACCACUAACGACAACAACCUUAACACCACAAACACUGUCACCAACAAGGUCAAACGAACAAGAAGAAGUGUCCCCAGAGAUUCCCCUCCUCAACGCAGCUCAAUAUACAGAGGAGUCACCAGGCACCGAUGGACAGGCCGAUAUGAAGCUCAUUUGUGGGACAAGAAUUGCUGGAAUGAGUCACAGAACAAGAAAGGACGACAAGUCUACCUCGGUGCUUAUGACGAUGAAGAGGCUGCAGCACACGCUUACGAUCUAGCAGCAUUGAAAUACUGGGGUCAAGACACCAUCCUCAAUUUUCCAUUAUCUACUUACCAGAAUGAACUGAAAGAAAUGGAGGGUCAGUCUCGAGAAGAGUAUAUUGGAUCAUUACGAAGGAAAAGCAGCGGCUUUUCUCGUGGAGUUUCUAAAUACAGAGGUGUUGCAAGACACCAUCAUAAUGGAAGAUGGGAGGCUCGGAUUGGCAGGGUUUUCGGCAACAAAUACCUUUACCUCGGAACUUACGCAACACAAGAAGAAGCUGCGACAGCAUAUGACAUGGCAGCUAUUGAAUAUCGAGGACUCAACGCUGUGACCAAUUUCGACCUUAGCCGCUACAUCAAGUGGCUUAAGCCAAACAAUAACGACAACACUGCGAACUCUAAUGUUCUUGACGCUAACCCUAAUUCUGAGACCAACUUUACCCCAAAUUCUAAUCAAGAACAAGGAUUCAAUUUUUUCCAGAGUCAAGAAUCGACGGUGACUCAGCCUCGAUCUUCUGGCGCCACGUCAGCCCUAGGACUUUUGCUGCAGUCGUCCAAGUUCAAGGAGAUGAUGGAGAUGACUUCCGCCGCCGAUUUGUCGACGGCGGCGUCGGGGUCUGAGCUGGUGCCGUGCACGUUUCCCGAUGACAUUCAGACGUAUUUCGAGUGUGAAGAUUCCAACAGAUAUGGAGAAGGGGAUGAUAACAUGUUCGGCGAGCUCAACGGGUUUGUGCCCCAUAUGUUUCAUUGUGAUGACUUUGAGUCUUGAAAAUGCACCGUGGAAGUAGAAGAUUGUUUGC
Vigna radiata var. radiata (mung bean) is the source of this 1209-nucleotide messenger RNA. Its product is annotated as AP2-like ethylene-responsive transcription factor At1g16060. Gene Ontology annotation, molecular function: DNA-binding transcription factor activity; DNA binding. The transcript is spliced from 8 exons. NCBI's taxonomy places the organism in Eukaryota, Viridiplantae, Streptophyta, Magnoliopsida, Fabales, Fabaceae. Bases 132 to 1178 code for a protein of 348 amino acids. Gene Ontology annotation, biological process: regulation of DNA-templated transcription. The record is from RefSeq and is a predicted model, not a curated record.